Nerophis ophidion (straightnose pipefish) is the source of this 4873-nucleotide messenger RNA. It is a transcript of the gene gmps, whose product is annotated as guanine monophosphate synthase. Gene Ontology annotation, biological process: GMP biosynthetic process. Gene Ontology annotation, cellular component: cytosol. The record is from RefSeq and is a predicted model, not a curated record. NCBI's taxonomy places the organism in Eukaryota, Metazoa, Chordata, Actinopteri, Syngnathiformes, Syngnathidae. The coding region runs from base 214 to 2286 and encodes 690 amino acids. The transcript is spliced from 16 exons. Gene Ontology annotation, molecular function: ATP binding; GMP synthase (glutamine-hydrolyzing) activity; GMP synthase activity.
AAAACAUUUUUUUUUUGCAAGCCACACUUUAGCGAGUGAGCAGCAGCGUAAAAGAGGAGGAGACAGUCCGCAGAGCCACAAAAAGGCAGCAGCAUGCAAGUCCAGCAGCGUAACUAACUCUGGAGCUCAACACCGACUCUCUCGCUCUCUCCGUGACCGACGACAAGCCAAGCAAAACGGGGGAGCUCUCCUUCCACCGCCCGGCAGUCCUCCAUGGCUAUGUGCAACGGAGACAGCAAGCUGCCGACCAGCGACGCGGAGCAGAAUGGGUCGUAUGAGGGAGCCGUGGCCAUCCUGGAUGCCGGAGCUCAGUACGGCAAGGUGAUUGACAGGCGGGUGCGGGAGCUGUGCAUACGCUCGGAGAUCCUCCCCCUGGAAACCCCUGCCUUUGCCAUUCGAGAACAAGGAUACAGGGCAAUAAUCAUUUCAGGGGGUCCUGCGUCCGUGUAUGCAGAAGACGCACCGUGGUUUGACCCCGCUAUAUUCACCAUCGGAAAGCCUGUCCUGGGGAUUUGCUACGGAAUGCAGAUGAUGAAUAAAGUCUUUGGUGGCACAGUACACAAAAAAUGUGUCCGGGAAGACGGCGUGUUCAGUAUUGGAGUGGACAACACCUGCUCGCUCUUCAGAGGCCUUCAGAAGGAGGAAGUGGUUCUGCUCACCCAUGGAGACAGUGUGGAUAAAGUGGCUGAUGGCUUUAAAGUAGUGGCCCAAUCAGGACAUAUCAUUGCUGGUAUCGCCAACGAACAGAAGAAGCUGUACGGAACUCAGUUUCACCCCGAGGUGGACCUGACGGAGCGAGGCAUAGACAUGCUUCGCAACUUCCUCUUUGAGAUAGCGGGGUGCAGCAGUAACUUCACCGUACAGAACCGCCAGCAGGCCUGCAUCAGUGACAUCAGAGAGAAAGUCGGCAAGUCCAAAGUGCUGGUGCUGCUGAGUGGCGGCGUGGACUCUACGGUGUGCACGGCUCUCCUCAACAAGGCCUUGAACCAGGACCAAGUGAUCGCCGUGCACAUCGACAACGGCUUCAUGAGGAAGAGAGAGAGUCAGAGCGUGGAGGAGGCCCUCACCAAAUUGGGCAUCAAACUCAAAGUGGUGAACGCCUCACACACCUUCUACAACGGAACAACCACGCUUCCCAUCUCGGAGGAAGACCGGACGCCCCGGAAACGCAUCAGCAAGACCUUGAAUAUGACCACCAACCCUGAGGAGAAGAGGAAAAUAAUUGGAGAUACAUUUGUGAAGGUGGCCAACGAAGUGAUCGGAGAAAUGAAUCUGAAACCCGAGGAGGUUCUUUUGGCUCAGGGGACUCUGAGACCCGACCUCAUCGAGAGCGCCUCCCACCUGGCCAGCGGCAAGGCGGAGGUCAUCAAGACGCACCACAACGACACCGAGCUCAUCCGCAAACUCCGAGAUGAGGGGAAAGUCAUCGAACCGCUGAAAGAUUUCCAUAAAGAUGAGGUGAGAGCGCUUGGGAGGGAGUUGGGCCUGCCAGAGGAGAUCGUCUCACGACACCCUUUCCCUGGUCCUGGUCUGUCCAUCAGAGUCAUUUGUGCCGAGGAGCCGUACAUCUGCAAAGACUUUGCUGAAACUAAUAACAUCCUCAAGAUCAUCACAGACUUCUCUGCAAGCGUCAAGAAGCCGCAUGCCUUGCUGCAGAGAGUCAAGUCGUGUAUAUCGGACGAGGAGGAAGAGAAGCUCAUGCAGAUCACCAGCCUUCAUUCACUCAAUGCCUUCCUGCUGCCCAUCAAAACUGUUGGUGUCCAGGGAGAUUGCCGCUCUUACAGUUACGUGUGCGGCGUCACAAGCAAAGAAUCUCCUCACUGGGAGUCCCUCAUGUUCCUGGCCAGACUCAUCCCUCGCAUGUGCCAUACCAUCAACAGAGUGGUGUACGUGUUUGGCUCCCACAUGAAGGAGCCGCCGACAGACAUCACUCCUACCUUCCUGACCACAGGCGUUCUUGGCACGCUCAGGCAGGCCGACUUUGUGGCUCACUCCAUCCUCCGAGAGUCUGGCUACUCUGGAAAGAUCAGCCAGAUGCCCGUCAUCUUGACCCCCCUGCACUUUGACCGUGACCCCCUGCAGAAGCAACCCUCCUGCAGACGCUCAGUAGUGGUGCGCACCUUCAUCACCAGCGACUUCAUGACCGGCAUCCCCGCCACGCCAGGGAACCAUAUCCCAGAGGAGGUGGUGCUAAAAAUGGUCAAUGAGAUCAGGAAGAUCCCUGGCAUCUCCAGAGUCAUGUUCGACCUGACCUCCAAGCCACCUGGCACCACAGAGUGGGAAUAAAACAUGCACACACACACACACACACACACACACACACACACACACACACACAGCGCACAAACAAGAGUUAUCGGAGAAGGCAGGUGAACUUCCUUCCGUUUGCUCCUUUGUUUGGCUAACAUUCCCUCAGACAAAGCAGCAGUGAUGAUGCAGUUCACUGUUUGGCCAGCAGGGUUUGGUUCACUCCUACAAAUUGUUUCUUCUCACUUGUAAUUCCCACAAGGUGUAUAAUCACUACGGAGCUGGGAACUUUUCAGGAUUAGCCAGGAAUACAUGCUAAAGUUGCUAAAUCAGCAGAAAGUCGGCCAUUUUUAAUUUUAUUUUGCUACCCUACUGUCGUGCACUUCUUCUCACCUUGGUACCUUGGUACCUGUAUACUGUGCUGCCAACAUGGCUGCUUGUCCUCUAUGGGGACACGUUUGGCUCUUUUUAUGCAAACUGACAACAUUUUUGCAAACAAAAAAGUUGAUCGGAAAUGAAAAUAAGAGUUUGCAAUUAGUCUUGUUUGUGUUUUUUGGAAUUACAAAUCAUUUUUUGAUUACAACCCAAUUACAGUCUUGUGGGCGGAGCUUCCUGUUAACAAUAUGUUAGAAGCCUUUCAUUGGUCAGGCUUGGUUGACCAUAUAUGGGCGUGACUGAUCACCUCCCCAAACACACUUGGAGCGAUAAUCCCCAAGACUAUUUGGGGUUUAUGAACUAGUUGUUGUCGAUACCAGCUAGUUGUGGGCCGAUACUAGCUAGUUGUGGUCGAUACCAACUAGUUGUGAUCGUUUUUAACUUUGUGGUCGAUACCAACUAGUUGUGGGCCAUACUAACUUGUUGUGGGCUGAUACUAACCAUUUGUGAUCUUUGUAAACUAUUCAUUGGCCUUAAUAAAUAGUUUUAGUCCAUACUAAUGAGUUGUGGUUGAUACAACUACUUUGAAUAGAUUUUAACCAGUUGUGGUUGAUACCAACUAGUUGUAAUAACUGCUAUCUAGUUGUUUGAUACCAACGAGGUGUGUGCCAUACUAAAUAGUUGUAGCUGAUACUAAUUAGUUGUGGACCAUACUAUAUAGUUGGGGCUGAUACUAACUAGUUGUGAACUAUACCAAUUAGUUGUGGCCAAUAUUAACAAGUUGUGGUCCUUACCAACUAGUUGUGGGGCCUUACCAACUCGUUGUGGUCGAUAAUUAGUUGUGUACCAUUGUAGUUGUGGUCUAUUAGUUGCGCGCCAUGCAAUACAAACUAGUUGUGGAGCAUACCAACUAGUUGAUGACAAUACCAACUAGUUAUGGGUUAUUCAAACUAUUUGCCGCAAAUGUUAACUAGUUGUGGUCGAUGCUAAUUCAAUUCGGGCGAUACUAACUAAAUGUGAGCCAUACAAACUCACUGUGGGUGAUACCAACAAGUUGUGGUUGAUACAGAUUAGUUGUACUUUAUAUUAACUAGUUGUGGGCUAUACUAACUAGUUGAGGACCAUGCUAACUAGUUGUGGUCAAUUCAAAUCACUUGCAGUUGAAAUAAACUAGUUGUGGUCAAUACAAAUUCGUUGUGGGUGAUUCUAACUAGUUGUAGGUGCUAAUAACUAGUUGUGGACCAUUCUCACAAAUAAAUGUUGAGUAGGCCCCGCCCACAAGAUGAAAGUUGUCCUAACAAAAAGUGGUUGAAACCACCUAAACAUGUGUUUUAAUUAAAAAUAUAUCUUUAAAGGUGCAAUAGUUGUUUGCAAAGCCAUGUUUGAGUCAGUCUGCAUAAAAGAGCCACUUGAAGGACGAGCAAGUCACGUGUGACCAAUCAUGUUCAGUGUGAGAGGCCAAAAGUACUGUCGCCCCCUGGUGGCCAAAAUGAUUAAUCACGUUUCAUGUGCCUCUUUUUUUCUUCUCCUUCUCAUGUAUCAUGUGUACGCUUACGGAAUAAGAAUUCUAGUAGUAUUGACACAAACUGGACGUACUGUAACAGUCCUUGUCAAUUGUGCUUAUUAUUGGAGGCUCCUGUGGCCUUCAGGAGCACAUUUGUUACUUAUUGACCCAUAAAGUUGUGGCCGUAUGAAAUACAGUAUGAGUAUAUGGAGCCAUAAAGGUGUGGCCAUAUGAAAUACAGUAUGAGUAUAUGGACUCAAAAAGGUGUGGCCAUAUGAAAUACAGUAUGAGUAUAUGGACUCAAAAAGGUGUGGCCAUAUGAAAUACAGUAUAAGUAUAUUUUCUUCUGAGCUUCAAUCCCGUCAUGAAAAGCAAACAAAGUGUUUUUGUCCUCUGCCUUUUUUAAACCGGUCUAUUUUUUUCUUUUUUUUUACUCUUGUUUUCCACGGUAACGGAAACGGAGCUGGAUGAAACUUCAAUCCCCACAUGAUUAAGUUAUACAACUUUUAUACAAUUCCAUCUUGUUUAGUGUGCCUGAAAGCCAAGCAUGCAGUCUGAACAACAACAUGAUUUACAGUGGAGCUCCGCCCACACUCAUUCAAGUACAGUCACAUGACGUGGGGGCUGGUGGGUGGGAGGGGAAGACAGUGGUACAAAUGUUACUAUGGAAAGAGUUAUUUUAUUAUUCUAUGACUAAUACGUUGUGACCUGUGGAGUAACUUCCAAUAAACAAAUCUAGAUAUCUUA